AUGGCUCCUAAUCGUACUCCAAAGCAAAACUUCGCCAUCGGCGAGGACAUCACGUGUGUCUACAAGACCCAUCCCUACGACGCCACAAUUAUCGGAAUCGAGAAUAAUCGAGAGGGAAAAGAGUGUUACUGCGUUCACUUCAAAGGAUGGAAUUGUAGAUAUGACGAGAAAAUUGUAAUCGGCGAGGAGAAAGACCGUAUUUUCAAAGGGACAGUGGAGGAUUAUUACAAGAAGAGCCACAAGACUGUGGUGACGGCUGUAGUCGCUGGAAAGCAAAAGCAGACAGCUUCAUCUUCCGCAGAUUCCAAUGGAACAUCUUCAGGCGCAACGGAGAAGGCUGCAAAAGCUCCAGCUGCCACAAUGCGCAAGUCCGCUAAAAAAGUUGAUGAGAGCAGCUCAGAAGCCGCCGAUCCUAAAGCAAAAGCCGAAGAAUCUUCACAGAACGCUCUGAAAGUGGAUCCGCCGCUAACUACUCGCAAGUCCUCGAGAACCACAACAGAGGCCACUGGAGCAAUGAAGAGAUUGACUGUUGCUCAGGAGACUGAGGAUGAAGCUCCGAAGGAAACGGUCCAGAAGAAAGCUCGAAUUGAGCCAGUAGAUUCUGCCGAAGAAAGUAAAGCGAAGGGGUCUACAGCUCCGAUGCGCAAGUCCGCUAAAAAAGUUGGUGAGAGCAACUCUGAAGCCACCGAUCCUGAAGCAAAAGCCAAAGAAUCUUCACAAAGUGCUCUGAAAGUGGAGCCGCCGCUAACUACUCACAAUUCCUCGAGAAAGACAGUAGAGGCCACUGGAGCAAUGAAGAGAUUGACUGUUGCUAAGGAGACCGAAGAUGAAGCGCUGAAGAGCCAGAAGAAAGCUCGAAUUGAACCUGUGGAGGAUGCCAGUAAAGCGAAGGGAUCCGCAGCUCCGAAGUCCGCCAGCAGCCGAGCCGAGGAUGGUGAGAGCAGCUCAACAAAUGAUGCAGCUGGCACAAGAUUCGUAAUCGGCGAGCUAGUCGCAUGCACCUACAAGGGAAAAGUAUAUGACGCGGUCAUCACCGACAUCAAGCCCGACAAGGAUGGAAAGGAGUGCUACUGCAUUCACUUCAAAGGAUGGAACAAUCGUUACGAUGAGCAAAUUCCAAUCGGCGAGGAGACAGACCGUAUUUUUAAAGGGAUAGCAGAUGGUUACCGAGCUCCAGUUGUCACAAUGCGCAAGUCCGCUAGAAACCAUGAAAAAUCCACAGAGCCUCAAGCGACGAAAGAGAACGCUCCGCGGCUAGUCGGAAAACGUAGAGAACAAUUCAUAAUCGGUGAGCAAGUCACGUGCACACAGAACGGAAAGCCAUAUGACGCGUACAUCGUUGACAUCAUAACCGACACUGAUGGGAAGGAUUUUUACUGCGUUCACUUCAAAGGAUGGAACAGCCGUUACGAUGAGAAAAUUCCAGUCGGCGAGGAGCAGGGUCGAUUGUUCAAGGGCUCGGCCGCGAAGUACGCAGAGAUGCUCGAGAUGAAGAAGUAGAUGGGAUCUGCUAAUAAAUUGUUAAAUUGCUAAAAUUUUGUGUUUGUUAAUUGUUCUUUUCAAGCUAUUUGUACAAUGAAUUCU
Caenorhabditis elegans is the source of this 1584-nucleotide messenger RNA. It is a transcript of the gene cec-7, whose product is annotated as Chromo domain-containing protein. The record is from RefSeq and is marked reviewed. Gene Ontology annotation, biological process: regulation of DNA-templated transcription; chromatin organization. Gene Ontology annotation, cellular component: nucleus. Bases 1 to 1500 code for a protein of 499 amino acids. The transcript has 5 exons. NCBI's taxonomy places the organism in Eukaryota, Metazoa, Nematoda, Chromadorea, Rhabditida, Rhabditidae.